This is a messenger RNA of Diorhabda sublineata, 9860 nucleotides long. Its product is annotated as ELMO domain-containing protein 2. Bases 98 to 1036 code for a protein of 312 amino acids. Gene Ontology annotation, molecular function: GTPase activator activity. Lineage: Eukaryota; Metazoa; Arthropoda; Insecta; Coleoptera; Chrysomelidae. The transcript is spliced from 2 exons. The record is from RefSeq and is a predicted model, not a curated record.
GACAACCGUCAAUUUCUGUCAAUAUCAACAAAUCAAUUAAACGUCAAAAUAUUGAAUUUGAUUUCAAGAUGUGAAAAUUGCCUCUAUAUUUGCUAAAAUGAAUUUCUCAUUGUGGUGGAUGUUUACAUAUUAUUUUCGUUCAGUGAUUAAAUGGUUUUUGAGAAAAACAACAGGGCUAUGUGAAUUGCAACGAAUUUGUUACGGUGAGGUGGCCGGAGCACCUCGCAUAAAAAAAGUGGAAAGUUGCUUAUACAUGUCAAAAUCACAUCAAAUAAAACAACUCAUCCAACAUCUUAAUAGCAUUUCUGAUUCUAAUGGAUUCUUCGGUCCAAAUCAUAAAAAUGUAUUAAAUGGAGCAGUUAAGGUUGUAUUAUUAGUGAAAGAAAUUGAUCCAAAAAUACAUUUUCAAUUUGUGAAAAGUUUUGAAAUAUGUGUUAAACAGAUUUGGGGUUAUAGACAACUCAUUGCUGAAGUAGAGCGAUUAAGAACUACCUCUUAUGACAGUGAAAAUCUUGAGCACGAGAACAAAUUAAAUAAUCUGUGGAUGAACCUCAAACCCGAAGAAAAACUUGAAGGUCGGAUUACUAAACAGUGGCAAGAAAUUGGAUUUCAAGGAGAAGAUCCAAAAACUGAUUUUCGAGGAAUGGGUCUAUUAGGUUUAGAAAAUCUAUUAUUUUUUGCUAGCGUUCAUCGUUCGGCAGCUCAACAUGUUCUUAGUCAUUCAUAUCAUCCCAAACACGGUUAUUGUUUUGCCAUUGUAGGUAUUAAUCUUACAAGUUUAGCAUGGUCUUUGUUAAAAGAAGGUAGUGCAAAAACUUAUGUAUAUAAUAAUUGUAUAAAUAUACCUUCAAUAACACUAUUUCAUCAUUUCUAUAGUUAUCUGUUUUAUGAAUUUGACAGAUUUUGGAUGGAAUGUAGGCCUAAAAAUAUAAUGGAGUUUUCAAAUAUCAAAAAUAAAUUUGAAAACAAUAUCAGGUCAUCUUUACAAGAUUCAAACACAGAUUUCAGAAUUGGUGUUACUGUUAAUUAUGUAUAACAUUAUUUGCUUCAUUGGAUGUUGUUUACUUUAUUAGAAAAUAACAUGGCGAUUCACAACUUUUACAGUCAUACAGGGGAUUGAUGACCUAUGCCUAUAUACAGAAUCGUCCAUCGUACCUUUUCUUUAUAGAAAUAAAAAAGAUAUUUCUAAAAUUUAUUCUUUAUCUCAGAGGAUAUUACUCAUAUUUUUAUGAAAUUAUAGUAGAUCUCUAAUAAAUCUAUAGUCUAAAACAUUAAUAGUCAAGUUUACCUUUAGUCAAAAUAGAAAUUAAACGCUUAUUGCUCUAAUUGUGGUCAGUAGGGGCUACUUUUCAAUGUAUGUUUUUGUUGACGUAUUUUAGAGACUUGAAAAAAAGUCACUUGAGACAAAAGAUAAAGUUACAUGCCUGGAAGUUUAAUUAGUAAUAAUGAUGUUCGAUCUAUAAUUGUUUGUAUAAAAUUACAUGUAGGGUAUAUUUACUUCAUUAUUAAUUAUCAGUUCAGCAAUGAUUUUCAUACAGUAUGUAUUCUGUAGUAUAUUCAGUGAGCUUAAUGUUGUAUGUAGAGGUUUGUAAAUAGUGUACACAAUUACCAGAAUAGUGGUUCUACAUACAAGCCAUUGGCUAUAUUUAGUUUCCAACUGCUUUUACUUAUUCAUAGACUUAAAAAAAUACUCUCCAUAAAAAUGAUAGGCUUACAUGAGUAGGUGACUAAAUGCCUUUCUUAAAGAAAAGUUUAUUUGUUCUUCAAGAAAUGUAUCAAAAUGUUACAAGAAGCGCUCUUGAAUAAUACUGAAAUGAUUUUUUUACUAACCAAAUCAUCAUGCCGUUUAAUCUCUUGGAUCAUCGCUAGCGCUUAGAGCGCAUACAUAUCCCUUUAUUGGUGUGGAUUACUCUCCUUGUCCUUUGUUAUAGUUUUUUUGGCUUUAGCUUCGUCUGUUAGCUUUCUUCAUUCUAUUGUUUUUGCAUUUAGCUUUCCAUUCUACUAUUUCUAAGAUUCUAGUAUCUUCUUCAAUUUGGUUUCUCCAGGUAUUUCCUAUAGGUUGCCUUGAUGUGUCUUGCACAAUUUAGUCUUUGUGCUUUUACAUACUACCAUAUUUUUUUCUCCCAGUUCUUCUAUUUCUUGUGAAGGUAUUUAAGGCACUCAAUAUUAAUUAAGCUCAAAACUUACCUAUGGGCACAUCAUAGUCGCAGUGACGUAUCAUCAUCAACAUAUUUUAUUUAUGAUGUGUAUGUAUAUAAUAAAGAUCAACAUUUAUUUUAAGGAUGCUAUUUUGUGUUUAUAAUUGUAAUAGCAAAAAUUAUUUAGUAGCACGAAUAGGUAUUGUGAUUUUCUUAGAGAAAUAACGAAACACCAGUAGACAUUUUAAAUUGAAUCUCUUGGAAAAGGUUAUUACUAUUUUCUUGAUUAUGUUUUUUGUAUAUUUAUUUUACAAAUCAGGGAUUACUUUUGUAUUUCAGAUUAUUUUGAAAAAUAUUUCCUUUAUGGUUGUAGACAUAGUUGAAAACCUAUUGGUUUUAGAGCCUUAUAUUUUAAAAUUGUUUUUAAUAAAAGCUUGAAUCCAAUUUAGAUUUUUUUUGUCUAGUCAAAAAACGAAUUGAUAUUACUAAUAAAAAUAUAGUUGAAAGGAAACACAGAAAAAAUAAUUUUAUAGUUUAACUAAAUAAUUCUUUUAAAAUUAACUUUGCAUUUCAGAAUAAAAUUUGUGAAAAGUAUAAAAGAUUAAUAUCAUUAUCCCACGCUUUUAGAAUAUCUACAUUAAUUUUCUUGUCAUUUUAUCCUUAUAUUAAAAAAACUUUUUAGUUUGAUUAAAUAUUAAAGUAUGUUCUCAUUUUUUUAACUAUAUAUUCUUUUGAUUUACUUGUGUAGAUAAAUAAAACUAUUAUAUAUGGUAUAAUAAUUGAAAACAGGUAAUAGAAAAAUUGGAAAUGAACUUAUUCUUAAAUGUUAUAGGUGGAUAUAAAUAAAAACAAUUUAUGUUGGUAAUUCAUUUAUAUGACAUCACAGAUUUCAAUUGACAGAAAAUACUAAUCUUUACAACAUUUAUUACGUAGUUGUUGAAAAUCUACAUAAUAAUCGUUAUAUAUUAGACCUAAACAAUUCAGAACAAACGUGGAACUGCUACCCUGACUUCCAUAAAAAUAUUUUUAAUUUGAUCAUAGCUAUUACGUUUUGUACAAUAGGUUGCUAACUGUCUGAAAAUAUUAAUAUAUGAUGAAUGUUGCACGUUUUCACAUGCUUGAAUAUAAGCGGACGAAGGAUUUAAAAAAUCAAAGCAUUAAAACCGUCAAAUCUUCAAAUCGGGAUAAAAAAUUAUACUGUUUUAUUUCUAAAUCAAUGGGAUUGUAUAUUGGAAACUACAUUAUAAUAUUAAUCAUUAUUAUUGCUCAAUCGUGAGAAAAAAUAGGAAAGAUUAUUUAUUAAUAAGAACUGAAUCUUCGCAUUGAGCGUUAAAAGUUUGUCUAUUGGAAAGCCUUUUUCUAGAAAAUAUUAUGAAGAAAACUUUUCAAUACACUCUAAUUAGCGUAUAAUUUUGUUUGCAUAGCAAAAAAUAUUAUGUGGAUAUAUCCAACAAAGUUUGAAAACUAUAUAUUAAAAAAUGAACUGUUAUGUUAUAUGUUUACUAUAUUAUUGAAAACAUUUUUAAAAAUAUGAAACAAUAAUUUGAAUAUACUUUAGGUUUUUUUUCCACAUUUGUUCCUAUUUUAAAUCGAAAGAUUAGUUCUGAAAAAUAAUAAUAAAACAAUUAACAUUUGUGGUAAGUGAUAACGACAUGGAUUCAUAAGAGAAUCUCGUCAUAUUAAGGAAUGUUACAAGUUUUUGCGUAUUUACAAUAUUUAUAAAAAUAUACAAUAUGCUGCUUAACAUCAUGUGUAUUUUUUCUAAAGAUUUUCAAGCAUUUAAUAAUUGAGUAAAUAUUUAAACGCUAUAAUUUUCUAAAUAACGUUAGAAUUUUAUUUCUAUGACCGAAAACGUGUGUAAGGUCUAAGUCAUGAUACAUUACAACCAUAGUAAGUAUAAAUCGAUCAAUGGUAACAUAAAAGUACAAAAGUACUAGUGAUAGCCAAAAAAUAAGUAAGCUUUUGUAAUAUUUCAACAUUAUCUUACUCAUUAUAUAAAAUAAAAUUUCAUAAUAAAAAUAAUAAUCAAUUUAAAUAUGGCGUAACAUUCUAAUACAAAAUGGGAUUGAAUGGGGAUCAUUGUCAUUUUUAGUCAUUGUGUUGACUACUAUAAUAACACGCAUGACCCAACCUGUUUGGUUUGGUUUGAAAACAUGUGCAUAAAGAAGUUUUUUAUUUUUUUUUCAAUAUAAUUUAGAUCAUAAACUGCAAAAAACAAAAAUUGGAAAUUUUCCAAAAAUAUUUUGGAGUAAAUGAAUAUUUUUUUGUAAGCAAAAUGUCUCAUACUAUCCGAUAUAAGGUAUCAAAUUAAUUACAGAUUCAUAAGAAAACCUAAAAGUUGUUUAAUUCUGGUAAAGUAAAGCACUUCGAACAUGGGGUAUAAGUAAGAUAAUUGAAUUUGAUGUUGUUUUGCAUUAUUAAAAUGUUAUUUAAUUAUUUAUUGAAAAUUCAUCUCCUAAGUGAAAUAUUUAUUAUAUAAAAUUUAUCAUAUCAGAAAUUCUAAUUUUAAUGCACAAUUUAAUUUAGAAAUAGAUUUUUGGGAAAUAGCUUAUAAUGUAUAAUAUCUACAUGUCAAAUUUACAUAUUUCUUAUCUUUGCAUCUAAUUAUGAAAUUGCACUUAUUUUUUAUUUGUUGUAAUUGAAUUAUUGUGCGCCUUGUAUGAUAGUUUUACUCAACGCCCUUAUAACGGAUAUUCAACUCCACACGAGAAUAUGGAGUACUGCAACAUUAUUAUUAUAUAUGGUUUUUGAUAAAACUACCACACUUCAGUUUUUAACACAUAUGAUUGACAAAAAAAAUUACUGUUAUAAUCCACAAAUACUCAUAUAAAAACAACUAACAUUUAAAAAGUAUGAUCCCAUCUUAAUAUUACACCUAAUAAUAUCAUAUCAAUUGGUGAAAAAUUCCUAGAAUUUAAUUCAGCAAAUGACUAUCCAAAAAAACUAUGCACUAUCAUAUAGUGAUCACCUUAAUAUGAAGAUAUUUUCGAAAUUAUAAUAUAUAACAUUUGGUAUGAAAAUUUUGAAAAGCCAGAAUUGAAUCUCAAUGUGAAUGAAGAGAAUCAUCUCAUAUAUAAUUAAUGUAUGAAUAAUGAAGCAAAAAUUAAAGAUAUCGCACUCCUAUUUCAAUAUUGCCAUAUCCCAAAAAUUGACAUUUUCCGUUCAAUGUAUACUUUAAGAUGAUGGAUUUAAUAGUACCAUAUUACCAUAUCAUUGGUAUUAACUGAUUCCGCGUGAGGUGCCAAGUGGCACUAUUAUGAUUUACUCGUGACUGUAUGCACCAUCAGUAGGGCCGUAAGCCAGUAUGUCAUCUCAUUUAACAAAUAUAACAAAAAUCAAAGCUGUAGUGCCAUAACCCACACUGAUUUUUUAUAACAUAAAGAAUAUUUUGAAGUUCCUCUAUCUGAGAUUAAAUGGAGAUCUACUUAAGUUUAACACAUCUUUUGUAGGCAAUUUUAGUUCAAACAUUUUUGGGAUUGAUAUUUACCUGUUAUUUUCUUACAUUUAACUGAAAUACAAAUAAAGUCAUAUUUCGAUUUAUUUGCCCUAUGUCCUAACUCAAGUUUAAAUGAAAUGAACAUAAACAGUAGUGACAUAUCAUUAAAAAAUUUUUUUUAUUACUAUCUGUAGAUUUUAUAUGACUAAUGAGUGAAGAUAUCUUCAAACUGUGUGUGCACCUAAUUUGGUACGCCUAAGUACCGAAUUAACUGAUCUAGAAAACAUUUCAUUUACAAUCUUUUUUUGUUUGCUUAUGGCACUAUAAAAAUAGGGGUGCGAUAUGUUUAAUAUGGGAUAUUUUGAUCUCGAUAUAAGUUUUUAUAGAAGUACUGCCAUGAAACAUAUGGAUCAGUAUUUUACAUAUAAUAAGAUGGUUAAUAUUUAAAACGUUUAAAAAAAGGCACAUCGCACCUCCUCUCUAAUAGUGUUAUAAGUCAAAAAAACAAACUAUCGAGUACUAAGCGUUUGAAAUUGAAUAUAACUGACAAAGUUACUGCAACAGCAACUAUUUGCGUGACAUAAUUUGGGAUAAGAUUUUUGAAGUUUUCUGACAUCAAUAGUACAAAAGAGAUUUUCUAAUUUUGUGAAUUAUGACACUAUUUGAGCGGAGGUGCGACAUGUUGAAUUAUGUAGAUAAUUAAUAUCGGCAGUAAAUAAAAAAUCUACUUACUGGCUAAAGAUACAUAUAAACUAGAAAUAAACUAUUAGCUCCGACUAGUAUAGAAUCACACUUCAUUAGAGGACUUGAUGAGAAAGCGGAUAAAUUUCAAACAAAACGAUCCCUUUGACUUUGUAAGGGUAUCCUUUCAUCACCUCUAUGUAGAGCACUGUUAAUUAGAUACCAACAUUCAGUGGUGAAAUAGGUAUUUACAAAUGGGUCUUUGAACAUUAAAGUUAAUUUUUACUACUGACCAAGUGCAAUUCAGUUAGCAAAGCGAAAUGCGAAUCUAUUUAGUUUGCAAUUUUGAUUUAUUACAUAAUUUUUUUACAUACAUAUUCAAAAUUCUGAUACAAAAGGCACUGGGACAAAAGAAACGAGAAUGUGCAUAUAUACUUUUUUUAGUUCAAUUCUAUCUGCUACUUGUUUUUUCAUAUCAAGAACGUUUGUUGAAAAACAAUAUUUAGAAUAUAUGAAGAAACAAAUAAAGAUUGAUUUUAAACAGUUUCAUGAACUAUUGACCAUUUCAUUUACGUAAAUUAAUCAUCAUGAAAAGCUACGAUUUAUUAAGGCAGAUAGCCAGAGAAAAGGCGGCAUUCUGUAAGGGUGAAAAUCUUAAGCAUUGUUGAUGGCCGGAUUUCAACCGGUAUUUCAUUUACAUAUGUAUUCAAGCGAUUUGAACAUAAAAUUACGAUUGAGCGAAGCAUCUGCUUGAAAAUGAUAUUGUAGUAUCUUCUAAAAUAUAGUUUAAAACUAUGUCAAAUACUUUUGUAGUAACUUUGAAAUAUUCCUGGAGUUUUCCUUCUGUGCUGUUCUUUAAAAACAAAUCAGUUAAAUCUCGUUUUUUUUACUUACCACACAUCCUUUUCUUCUCUCAAAAGUGCAAAUGACACAAUGCAGCUCGUCAUACAACUUGAAAAGUAAGAAUUUUUUUAAAAUACUUUUCUGCCUGCAGCAAGUGAGAACAAUACAUGUUUGCGCCGAAAUCAAUGAAACUUUGAUCGUAACCUUGCUGAAUUGUUAAACAAACCGUAGCUUUCUUCAUGUAUCCAUAAAAAUUAUCGUCAACCCAUAUUGGUACGAGAGCUAGCAAAGUAGGAAAACAACAAUUUCAGGUCAGGCCAACUUUUAGAUAUGCUGUCUCUCUCACUCCCUUGGACGUCAUUCGAGCUUUCUGUUUGGUGGUACUGGUGGCGUUCAUCAGUACGCAUCCAAUCUGUAUAUGUAAAAUAUCAAUUUUUCAAAUCAUUUUAAGAAGUUUCCUUUUGUUUUCAUUAAUUUUAUUGAACUUUUUGAAACAUGAAUCUAUUAUUGCCAGAUAUUUUGAUUGUUGUUUAAAGUGAGCCAAACGCUAAUUUUGAAUCGAAAAAAAUGUUUUUUUUUCAAAAUAUUUUAGUAGAGCUGAAAUUUUUAUAUGAUGUAUACAAGUAUCUAAAAACCUAAAAUUAAGUUGCCAAACCUUCAGCCAGACCGAUCUAAAAAUGAAGUAUCAUUUUGCAUGUUCUAGAAAUAGUUAUCAAAGAAAUUACAGAGGAAGAAUUGAAAACUACUGAAUUAAUUUAUGGGUUAAUAUAUCAAAAUAGUUUUUCAUUAUUGGACAAAAUUAAGACAAUGGUUUUGUAACUGUACACUGUCAUAUUUCAGUUUUAAAUUUACAGGUAUUUGUAGAACUUUUUUAAUUUAUCUUCUAAAAAAAUUAUUAUUUUUCCAUUUCUGUCUUUCCAAAAAACACAUUUCAAUUUUUCACUAGCCAUUGUAUAACAAUUUUGUCAAAAACAUUAAAAACGGCAAUGAAUGAAUCAAUGUGACUAAACUAACGCCAUCUUCACUACAAACAGCUGCUGUCGUCUAUCUCGCUUGCGCAACUAAACGUAAUUGUCUGUACUUACAUGUCCAAUCACUUUUCCAUUUAGAUCCGUCUGGCUGCGCAGCGCAACUAACACGUAGGCCCCUUUCACACCAAACGAAUCCGAAUCAAUCUUCUGGAUCACUCCGAAUCAAGUUAAUAUGAUUCGUCAACUCCACUCUUUCACACCAGCUGAAUCAACCUGAAUCUAUAAAAAUUUUUGUUGCUGUGAUUGACCUGAUUGAACCAGAUUCGUCCGGUCUGACGGCGGAAAGAGUCCCUUCACAUUUAAACGGAGCGCUCGAAGCCGAAUAUUGGUCAAUUAGAUUUAACUUGAUUCUGAUUCGUUUGGUGUGAAAGGGCCUGUAAUUGUCUAUACCUACAUGCCCAAUCACCCAACAUCAUAUAAAAAUUUCAGCCACACUAAAAUAUUUUGAAAAUUUUUUUUUUAAAUAUAAAAACGUUGCUAGCUCUUACACUAUAUUAACAGUACUUCAGUAAUGACUAAAGCAAUACUUCAAUAAUCUACUUCAUAAAACUGUUCCAAAAUAGUGAAUUCAUAUUUGCUAUUUUCAAUUUAAUGAAACAUAUUGCAGUGUACUUGAUGAAAUAAAUCCAUACAAAAAUGAUAUUUCUGUUGUUAAAAUUAGUAUUAAUUAAUAAUAUUUACAAUAAUUAAUGAAUAUUGUGAACUAUUUACAUUAUUGAAAAUCUUAUAUACAAUACAAUCACUAGUGUUAAAUUCACUCUAAAAGGCAAUUUUUAAACCAUUAAAAAAUCAAAGUUUUUUUAGAGAAGCCCUUAUGGUAUCUCGUGUUUAAUUUUUUAACAUGAUAUACAAGAACCCCUAUAUGUAAACUGAGCAGGAAAUAUUUCCAUGCUUAGUUCGAAUUAAAGGAAACUUUGAAGUCCAGAUCGAUAUUUCAGACCAAUUCUGGACCAUUAGGUUUCGUCCAGACUGAAAAGAUCAACUAAAAUCGACAUAUACUAUCAAUUUUAUAUCAGAAAAUUAGGAGUGAAGUUAUGUGAUCUAAAAAAUGUGGUCAAGAAUUGGUCUUUUAAAUUUUCUACUCGAGUUACUGAAAUAUGUAUUCAUCCAGAACCAAAUAAGAACAUUCGAAAAAUAAAUUUGUUACUAGCACAGGGUUUAAUAACGAGUAUUUGAUACUCAAUCAAUUGUAGGAAUCUGAAGACCUGGUAACCACAUGAAAUUAAAUUAUAAAAUCUAUGGAAUGUCGACAAAUAUGGCAAAAUAAAUUACUGAUAAUCAAUUAAAAAUUAAUGAUAUAGUGGAACUACUUUUUUAGCAUCAUCGACAGAUGGAAAAUUACUAACAGCAUUAACCAAAAAUCUCUCCAUUCUUAAUACUUUACAAGUUAUACUAAAAUUAAUAUUUAUAUUAAAAUUAAAGUUAUUGACAAUAUACUAUUAAAAUCUGUUUGAAGGUAGUUAUAUAAUUUUACAUAUUUGUCUAUCUCCAUUAGAUAACUGUAUCAAAUUCCUAAUUUGUUUAAGGAGCUAAAAAUUGUAAAUUAAUAUGCGGUUGGCCAUAUUGCCAAUUUAAAACGUAGGAUUAUUAUCAUAUCUACUGUGAAUAGUCCUAAUGCUCUAUUUAGAGUCUUCCAUGUGGUUCAUAUGAUUUUUCAACUGUUUUUUAUGUAGUCAGCAGAUCCAACGAAGUGCUUUUGUUACUUUUUCAACUUCUGGAUUAAUUGUUAGC